Molecule: messenger RNA, 2721 nt
Organism: Naegleria lovaniensis
Lineage: Eukaryota; Heterolobosea; Eutetramitea; Acrasida; Naegleriidae
Exons: 1
Coding region: 1-2721 (906 amino acids)
Biological process (GO): leucyl-tRNA aminoacylation
Molecular function (GO): aminoacyl-tRNA deacylase activity; ATP binding; leucine-tRNA ligase activity
Source: RefSeq, a predicted model, not a curated record
AUGUUUGCGAACAUUCAUGAAGAGGCUCGUCGGAUGUGGUCCACAGACCUCGAUAAUUCCUCUUUAAAGAAAGAGUACAAUGAUUUAUCAAGUCAUGAAUUAAAUUUCUCACAACAUAAUGAUCAUAACAGCAACAACAACAAGUUAUAUUAUACAAUAUCUGCACCGUUGGUGUUGUUGCUAAAUAGAUCGGAACUAGAUUGGAAGGAGAUCUUGUGGUUGAGUAGGAUUGAUCUUGCUGCAAGAUUUCAAAUCUUGCUCGGAAAGAAAGUAAUUGUAAAAUUGGGUUUUGUCCAUCAUAGCUGUUAUGGAAAAAGAUGGUCAUCACCGGAAGAAGUACAAACAACUCGGGAACGUAUUUUGAAACAAAUACAUGAUUUUGGAUUGUUGAGAAGUGCAGAUAUUCGUUUCUUUAAUUUUUCAUCCACCAAUGAUGAUGAUGAUAUCAAUUUGGAUCGAGAGUUUUAUAGAUCAUUUGUGAGAUGGCAACUCACUGAGAUGAAACGAUCAGGAAAAAUCAUUACCAAACCAAUGUUUCAAUAUUUAAAUUCGACAAAUAGUAUCCGCUAUUUACAUACCGCAUUGAUUGUGAAAAUGUAUUUGAAAAAGCCAAGCGAAUCUUGUCAAGACAUAGUUCAUCCGUUCUUGCAAUCAGGAAAAACAAUUUAUCUUGCGGUAGAAUUAAGAGAGAGACCUCUAUCGGUUUUUACAAUAUCUACCUGUAGGAUUGAUGAAGGUGAAAGCUUUGGAAUUUUUGAAACAGCAGAAACCAAUGAGCUCAUUAUAUGCAGGGAACAAUCGAUUCAUAACUUGAGUUAUCAGUACAUCACACCAGAGAGAGGAAAAUUUCAGUUACUGGCAUCAAUGAAAGGAAAGGCCUUAACAGGAUCAAUUGUUCAUUCUCAAGUGGUCAAUCGUGACAUUAAAGUCAGCGCUGGCUGUAGACGUCGAGGAGCGGCUGGUAUUGAAAGCUUUGGAGAAAUAGCUCCUGAACUCCAAAGAAAUAUUUCUUCCUUUAAAUCACAGUUAGAUGCAUUGAUACAACGGACUUCUCUCACUGAGAUGAAGAGAAGCUUGUCGCCCGUGACGACAAUACUAAACAAUCCAACGAACCUAUAUAACGAGAAGAGAGUAAUUGUAACUUUGAAUGGAGAGCUAUCCAGAGGUUACUUAAUGGAUCUAUUAACUAAAAAGCUCUUUGAAAAACAAAUCGAAAAAGAAUGCAUUGGAACACUGGACACCUUAAUUCAUCACAACAUGGUCAUCAAAGGGAUAGCUUUUCAGUGUGGAUAUGAUGAUGAUAAUAAUGGAAUAGUUGCUCUAUGUGACCAUUAUGCUGUUGAUUUUCUUCAAAAAGAUUGGUAUAGACAAGUCCUGCGAGACGUUUCAAAUAGGCAGACUCCAUACGGCAUACACAACUCUGACAAGAAGCAAUUAUUCGAAUUUUUAAAAAACAUUGAUGUCUGUGUUUGUGCUAAACUAUUCGACCAAAAGUACGAAACUGAUAUUUAUAUUCCUUGGGACACUCACAAUUCAUACUCUAUAACGGCAACAGGAAUGGAAGUACCUCCAAAGUUCCUCUUUGUGCUUCCACUGUUAAAACACUACAAACUAUCACCAGUCAACUUGAGCAAUGACGCUUGGAGAUAUAUUUUCGAACCUCUUACAACACGUGUUAAUUCACACGCUCCAACUGAACCAUAUUUAAGAUUGAUUAGAGAGCAUAUUCAACAAUUACUUCCUCUUGACCAUUUCGUAUCCAUGAAUAAUUACAACAUUCUUAAUUCCUUAUUUUUGCAUUAUGCAUUGAGUGCUUCAGAUGAUAGAGUCGAACGCAUGUCACACGCGGUUGAGGUUACACGAGUUAAAUUUCUUCGUUACUUUAUGAGGAAAAGGACACGUAUACAGCCGCCACGUAGUGAGUUGACAGAGGAGGCAGAUAUUUGGAGAUUGCUUCUAGUGAGCACAUGCGUCAUUAAUUCGUACCAAGCCACAGACUUGAAACGAGAGAUUUACAAUUUUUAUCAAAGAAUUUCUCAUAUUGUGACAAGAUCUCAUCAAAGGACUUAUUUUGAAGAUAGAGAGCCAUGCGGAGUUUUUGAUCAUGUUUUUCAAUUGCAAAUGAAACGCAAUAUUAUGAAAUUGAAACAAUUUUAUCAUGAUAGGAAUUACCGAAAGAUUUUUCAACAUGCGUGGACCAACAUGACAAUGAUCGUUUCUGAAUAUUUUGCAACAAUGAAAAUUUAUGAAACAAAGCCAUCCAGCACACUUGCAAUGGAAUAUGUCCAUUAUCAUGUUUCAAUACUUUCUCCUAUCAUGCCUCAUGUGUGUGAAUAUUUGUUGAAAAAAGUUAUUGGAAGUGAAUUCUGCAUUGAGGAUUUGAGAUGGCCAGAGGUUAGUCUCAGCCAUACGAAUGACGAACAACAUUGCUUAAAGAUUUAUGAAUAUUUGAAACGCAUAUGUCGACACAAGUAUUGGAAGACUAGGUCCAGCACACCAAAUUUUAAAACAAUGUAUAUUUAUGUUGCAAGUCAUCCUUAUCUUGGAUGGCAUGGUCAAUGUCUCACGAUCUUGCACAAAUACAAAACAGAACUUUUGAAUUGCAAAUUGAAGUAUCGAGAGGUCGUGAAGAACAUUUUUACGAGUGAACAAGAUUUCAAAUCAAGUACACUUGCGCAACCAUGUAGAGGACCUUUUUUUUCAGCAAGAUUCGUGAAUUGA